CUAUGCAAGCUGGAGAUUUCACAGGGUCUUUAAUGCGCCAUGUUGUCGCUCGCGAGAUACGCGGUUAGAACUUAGAGGUCCCUUACCGAAUACUGCACUAGAGCUUGUGAGGUGUACCAGUUUUGGAUCAUCCACAGCUUACUAUGAUUUGCCUCUUGCUCUAGCAGAAAAACGGGUUUGCCAGCAGCUGAUAAUGUUUUCGAUUAUGUGACGUUUGGAAUUCUGGGAAUUUUUAGAGAGCAUAUAAAUACUAGGGCCCCCAAGAAGUAUGUGUGUCUGCGUGUGUUUGUGUGUGUGUGUGUGGGGGUUGUUGGUCAUUUUGGAAGGUUGGUUGUAGUUUGUUAGUAGCUGAGGUCAAAGAAGAAACAAAAGGAAAGAAAUUAGAUUCUGGGAUUUUCCUAAUUCCUCUCUCCCCUCUAUCCUUGUUUCUCUCCUAUCUAGUGUUAGGGGGUGAAACUGAGUGAUAAAGUGGGGAGAAGAAGAACCCACAAAGUAGCAAAGACCAGCCACAUGGCUGUGGAGGUCAAAGGACAACCCUGGAGUCGGAUCUCUCCUUCCCUUUCUGUGGGUCCUAGGUAGGGGUCAAGCUCAGCUCUUUGGGUUUGCACAGCAGGAAGUUUUACCCAUUGAGUCAUCUGGACAGCCCCUCUGAGUGGACCCUGAAACAUCAUAACAAACCCUUCCGUGGUGCACACUUGGUGUCCCAGGACGAGGGAGCUGAGGUGGAAGGACUGGCACUUUGAGGUCAAUCUGGGCUACAGAAUGAGUCUGAGGCUUGCUUUCCCUACAUGGGGAGACCUCAUCUCAAAAUGAAACAAACCAAGAGAAGAGAGUGUGGGCUCUGGUAUCUGUUUGGCCAAGUUUGAGCCCUGGCAUUGAUUCUGGAACCCACUACUAAAAUAAUUAUGGCUCUGAGCGAGUUCUUUAAUCCUUUCAUGCCCACAUUUCAUGUUCUGUGGAAUCACUUUUUCUAUACCACUUCUGUCACCCUAUUAACCCAGUAGUGACUCCCAGAUGUCUCUUUCCAGUAUCCAUCUCUGCCCUGAACUUACUGUGCUAUAUCCAAAGGCCAACUCUUCUUUGCUUGAAAGUCCAUCUGACAUGCAGUUGCCCCCAAACGAUUUUUCGUUGUCCCCAUUCAGCCUGUCAGACCCUUCUCUCAGGUACUUAGGGCCUGGUUCUUCAUCCUUCCUUCCCUUCCCUCCCAUUUAGAAAAGUGUGUACACACACACACACACACACACACACACACACACACGGUGAGACUAUCUCACAAAAGUCAGGGUGAGGGUGGAUGGCAGGAGGUCCUACACAGUUGGGAGAGCACUUUCUUAGCUUGCCUGAAGCUCUGGCUUUGAUCCCCAGUUCUGUGAAAGCCAGGUGUGGUGAUGAGCACCUGUAACCCCAGAAUUUGGGAAGUGGAGGCAGAAGAAUCAGGAAUUCAAGCCAAGCCUGGGUUCCAUGAGACCUCUUUGCAAGCCAGUAAAAAGUCAAGUCCUGUGUUCCUUUGUUAACCCCUCCUGCAUCCUACCUGCUGUUCCCUAGGCCCUACCUGCUCACAGGAUCUCCAGGGAGUCAGAGGUCUGUCUUCCCUCUCCACAAACCCACAUCUUUGGAAAUGCCUUGCUUGCACUAUUGGGACCAUGAAGGUCUUGGUGUCUUUCAGACAUAGCAAGUACAUGCUUCAUACUGCUGUUUCCCCUUCCUCUUGGAUUGGCUUCCCCAGACGUAUGAGUGAUUUCCCCAUUCUUGCCAAGAGUCUCAGUCCGAGGCCUUGUUGGCAGCUUGUCUAGUCAUACCUGGCUUUACUUUGUCUCUUUCAGAGCCACUACAUCCUUUGUUUAUUCCUUUGAAUUCUCAGAUCUGUCUACUAGUGUUGGGCUCCUGAAGAACACAUAGGUAGAAAGUUACUAUGCUAGAGUUAACUACCCUUCCUCUGGUCUCCUCUGGAAGAUGGAGUAGCGAGCUGGGAGGGGCUCCUUCCUGCAAAUGGAGUCAGCUAGCAAUAAACUAGACACAUUGUAGUGCCCCUAGGGGCCUUGGAGCUGAGACUGGAGAGUAUCAGGAAUGACCUUGCAUGUCUUCCUAGUGCCAAGACAUGAUCCUUGGCGUUCCCCCAUAGGUUGGCAAAAAGAUCUCUGCCAGGCCAAGGUACUGAAGAGACAGGAAAAACAACAAUUAGAACAGUUUAUUUAUUUAUAUUCAAGGGACUGGAGCCUUGUACAAGGUGGUAAAGUGCUGUAUGACUGAGCAGUGACCCCAGUCUCUUACUUGUGGAUUCUAGGCAAGCUGGCUGUCUUCUGCUGAGCCAAGCUUGCAGGCUUUGGGGAUAAAGUUUAUGUGGCCUCUGGGCUGUCAGCUAAGAGUGGGCGGUAAGGGGAAGUGUCAGGUACCUUAUGCACUGACUAACUCAGUCCUCAUGACAGUUUACAAGGUCAGUGCUCUUGUCUCAAAUUUUAUGUAAUAUCUUCUCUUCACUUUACUACAAAAUGGCAAGUACCUUACCCAUGGCACUUACUGGGGGUGUGGUGGUGGGGGGAGUGAGGAGCUUUGAUCUGAACCUGUGAGUUCCCAGCCUGCAGCACUGAUUGCAAGGUGUAUGCCAUGCUUGCGUCAAAGGCUGUGAGUCAGUGCUUGAAGAACCUUGGGAGGGAAGCAUAGCUGGGUAGCGAGUAGGAGAUGGCUGCUGUUCCUAACUGUAGGAGCCUUAGUUUCAUGGUCUGUAAAAUGGGGAGAUGAUUGUAAUGUCUACCAGAGUAGUAGGAUUAGGAUGAGACACUGAGGUGGUGUGUUUUGGGGACACCCUGGGUGUGCUGGGAAGCUGCAGGGUACACUGUAGUGGUCUAGAUUGUGGGGUGUCCUGCACUUGACUUUAGCAGAAGGCAGAGAAACCAUGUUCAGUGGCCUGACUGGCUUUCAUUGUUAUGUCUCCUGGGGGUCAGCGGAAGGCUUCAUUAUAUGUUGGGGAAGAACAGGGUGAAGGUGGAGCGAGCUCAAGCCAGCUCAUAUUCAUCCAGAGUUGGGGAGAACAGUGCAGAGUGGGGUGGAGGUCAGGCUAUGUGGCACGCUGUGUGACAUUCUUGUGAGAACCCAGUAAGGCUAGAGAUGGGCGGGGGCAUAAAGUUUGUGGGCAAACAGCCUAGGGUGGGCUGUGGACAGUGAUUUGCCCAUGGAGAUGGUGGGGUGCAGUGGUAUGACAAGCCCAGGGUGCUUCAGGGUUCUCUCUUCUACUGAAAUUUUGGAGCACAGUUUUGGGAGGAGAGCAGUGACCUGGAGCCCUGGGCAAGAACUUGAGAUUCCCUUAGUGAAAAAUGGCGAGGAACGGGCUGGAGGCUGGGAGACUGUUAGCUUGUGUGAGAGCAACCCCAAGAGGCUGUGGCAGAAGUGGGUGAAGGGGUAUCCCAUGUGCCUGUAGUGUUGGGGUGUAAUGUCAAGGCCUGGCAAGGGUGGGACCCCCCCAACAUUCCCCUCCCCAAGGAUGCUGGUCAGAGUGGGAUUAGAAAAGGAGCCCGGAGAGACGGGCAGGCUGGAUGUCAGCGGCCAGGAUGAACUUCAGGUCCUUUAGCAAAUAUGGUGUGAGCAGGUAGAGGGAGGGAGUCUCAAAGGAGUGAGAAGGACUGGGUCUGGAUAGUCCCAAAGGUGGGGAGGGCUGCCCAGGGGAAGAGAGGCGGGAAGUGUGUGUGCCUGGGGGUCAGGGGCAGGCGUUAGGUACAGUUUGGGCAGAAUUCAGGUAAAAUACGGGGAAAUGGAACACAGGCAGAAAGUGAUGUGUGCGUGGGCUAGAACUUUGAAUGUGUGGGCAGAAUUGAAGCAGAAUCAAAGGGGGCAUGACAAUUCAGACAGAACAUUCAGGGGGCGGGGUCCUAGGAGAAUGUGGAGGGCGAUGGUAAGAAGCAAUGUGCUGGUUCCCCCUCGCCUCAGACUGGGAGAAUGGAAUGAAGUAGGGAUCGGUGCAGAGGGAGGGGCUGGCUGCCACCAUGCACGGCAGCACAAGGGGCAGGAAGUGGGGGUCUGCCAGGAGGAGGAGGCGAGGAGUGCGCUGGGAGUUGGGGCUAAGGAGGGAGCUGGCCAGAGUGUAGGCCUGGUUUGUAGAAUUCUUGCCUGGCGAGAGCUAAGGGACAGUUUCCAAGCCUCUAAGAGGUGAGGGGAGGGAGUGUAGGUAUGCACUGAGGAGAGUGGAGUUUAGGCCUGUUAUUCAGAGGGUGAGUGUCUGGGAUCUAGGCGGUGGGAGUGGGCACCGGAUGCUGGGCUGAGCUGUGUGACCCAGGUGGUGCAGGGUGGAGGACAAGGUCAGUUUGACAAUGGGGAUGAGGGAGGAGAUACCUUGAGCACAGCUCCCCAGGAGUUCCACCUUCAAUGCUCUAGUAAACCGUCGUCCUGCUGUGUGCUGUGGUGGCAGAUGCUGCAGUUGACCGCUCUGUGGGGCUGAGGUCUCUGGGCGGAGCCAGAGAUCAAUACUCCAAGCUUCAGCACUUCUAGAAAGUGGAAGCAUAAUUGCUAUGGGCUUCCAGAUUUUAUGAAGCCCUCCAUUAAAAAACGUUCCAGAAACCAGAGUCCCAAGCCAACAUGGCUGUGUGUAGUUUUUUAAACCUGUAUCAAAACCAAACCAAACCAAACCAAACCAAACAAUAACAGUGACGCCAAAGCCACCACCACUACCACUAAAAUCCCAAAGUUGGAGCUUUGUGGUGUUGCUGCCUUUUGUUUGGGGGAUAGGAUUUCUAUUUUGAGAUCUUUUUAUGCAACCCAGGCUGGCCUCAAACUUUUCGCAACAUUUUCUGCCUCUGAGAGUGCUGGGAUAGCUGGUGUGUCCCGUCAUGCAGAGCGGAGAGUCAGUUUCUGGAUCUACCGUUCAUCUUAGGAGAAUGAGGUCACUGUUCUGUGCCUCAUUUCUUGUCUGAAAGAUGAGUUUUAAAAAUGAUGCCUUCCUACCAGAGCUGUUAAUGAGGAUUAAACUGGGUAACAGCAUAUAAAGCACAGAGAACUGUGCUGGGUGUGGCCAUGCCAGCAGUGGGAGGCUGAGAGAGGAGAAGCCUAAGUUCUGAGCCCGAGUGAAGCCAAGUCUCGAAAGACCAAAGUUGAGGUACUGGCUGGGCUCAGUGGGUAAGAGCGCUGGCUGCUUUUCCUGAGGACCUGAUUCAAUUCCCAGCAACUGCAUGGCAGCUCACAACUGUCUAUAACUCCAGUUCUGGAGGCAACACUGUCUUUUGGCGUCUGUAGACACCAGGAGUGCCUCUAGGUCUGUCUUGUCCCCAUUUUCAGGGACCCUGGCCAUGGACCAGCCAGCUGGCCUGCAGGUGGACUACAUCUUUCGGGGUGUGGAGCAUGCUGUGCGGGUGGUGGUUUCUGGGCAGGUACUGGAGCUGGAGGUGGAGGACCGGAUGACAGCUGACCAGUGGCGUGGAGAGUUUGAUGCCAACUUCAUUGAAGACUUGACUCAUAAGACGGGGAACUUUAAACAGUUCAGCAUCUUCUGUAACAUGCUGGAGUCAGCCCUCACCCAGAGCAGUGAGUCUGUCACCCUGGACCUGCUCACUUACACAGACCUGGAGUCUCUGCGCAGCCGCAAGCUAGGGGGCCGCCCGGGUGCCUUGGCCUCCAGGUCGGCCCAGCUGAACUCCAAGCGCUACCUCAUCCUCAUCUAUUCCGUGGAGUUUGACAGGAUUCACUACCCGCUGCCCCUCCCGUACCAGGGCAAGCCUGACCCGGUGGUCCUGCAGGGCAUCAUCCGCUCACUGAAGGAGGAGUUGGGUCGCCUUCGGGGGCUAAAUGACGGCCAGGAUGCUCGGGAGACAGAGAUCUGGCACCUGAGGGAGCAGGUGACCCGCUUGGCGUCCGAGAAGCGGGAGCUGGAGGCACAGCUGGGCCGUUCCCGAGAGGAGGCUCUGGCGGGGCGGGCAGCUCGCCAGGAGGCCGAGUCGUUGCGCGGGCUGGUGAGGGGCCUAGAGCUGGAGUUACGGCAGGAGCGUGGCCUCGGGGGUCGGGCCACUGGCCGCCGCAGCCAGGAUUGUCGCCGUCUGGCUAAGGAGCUCGAGGAGGUGAAGGCAUCAGAGCGCAGUCUGCGCGCAAGGCUCAAGACACUGAACAGCGAGCUGGCCCUGUACAGAAGGGGGAGACGCACCUUGCCAGCGCCGGCUGCAGCUAGGGAGGAUCGAGUUUCAUCCUCUCGGGAGCGCUCUACAUCUCGUGGUCGCGCGGCCACUCGCUCCUCGUCGCGGGAGAGCGGCCGUGGGGCCCGGGGUCGCGGCCGGCCGGCACACCCCUCGCCCUCACCCACAGGUAGUCGUGCGCCCCGUUUUGACCCCACGGCCUUUGUGAAAGCCAAGGAGAAGAAGCAGAGAGAGAUCAGGAUGAAGCAGCAGCAGCAGCAGCGGAACCGAAUGGGCAGUGGAGGAAGCGGGGACGGCCCGUCCGUUUCAUGGUCUCACCAGACUCGGCCCGCUGCUGCUCUGACCGGCCGAGGGGACGCAGCUAACCGCUCCCGGAACCGCAGCUCCUCUGUGGACAGUUUCCGCAGCCGCUGCUCGUCAGUCAGCUCCUGCAGCGAGCUGGAGGAUUUCUCCCAGGCAAUUUCCAGAAGUCGUCGCUGCUGUGGCCGAGGGAAACCACCCAGUCCCACAGCCUGGAGCGGGUCCAAGACGAAGUCUACCACUCGAGAACGCAAUAGUCACCAGAGACACUUGGCCAGCUCUGGGGGCUGGGUCCCGAUGAAAGAGUACAGUUCCGACUACCAGGGAGCUGACAUGGCUGAAAUAGAUGCCCGCCUGAAGGCUUUGCAGGAAUACAUGAACCGGUUGGACACACGGUCAUGACCCUGGAGACAUGGUACCCUGAUUUUUCAGUCUACCAUCAGUGGGUCUGAUGUGGAGGCAGCACCCCUCCAUGUUCCACGUCUCCAGGUGUUCCUGGAGUUUCAGGUGUGUGAGACCCUGACUCCCCCCUCUCCCAGUAAUGCAUUCUAGGAGAAGAGGGUGUGUAUUUUGUAAAUAAAUAUGGUUGUUCUUGGGA
Molecule: messenger RNA, 7008 nt
Organism: Grammomys surdaster
Lineage: Eukaryota; Metazoa; Chordata; Mammalia; Rodentia; Muridae
Gene: Ccdc61
Product: coiled-coil domain containing 61
Exons: 14
Coding region: 5274-6812 (512 amino acids)
Cellular component (GO): centrosome
Source: RefSeq, a predicted model, not a curated record